ACUGGUGGCAGGUGUGUGGUGCGCACCAGUCGGCGACCAGCUAUCAGCGAGCGUCGUCGCCUGUAUUCUGUUCUUACUGUUCACGUUUUGUUCACGUACGCGUGUGUUGUUUGCAAAAUGUUGCCGAUCAUUAUCCCUCUAGUCCUUUGUCUUGCAACAAGUGCGAACUCACUGCGAGAUAGAAUGACAAUACCGAGUUACUCGGCUGCCUCCGAGUCUCAGAUCAGAUUCGCUAUUGAGAACAACUACGACGACACAGGUCCCGGGGCGAAGGGCCCAGAGUCCGCCUACAACACAUACAGCACUCUAGAAGAAGCACUCGUCAGCUACAUCGAUGACCCCGACACUAAACUACCUGAAAGCGAAAGAAUGAAAGCAAUCCUCAGACUCAUCAACACACCGAAAGAUUACGAAAGAUACAAUCCAAACCAAGCUAUACGCGAACUCCCUAAAAGCGUGGCGGAGUACACUGGGUACAGGAAUAUCCCGACGAUAGCGCCGAUAGUAUUGAAGAAGCAGCCCUGGCAAAACCAGGUGCUUUACCACAACCCUAGAACUAACAUGGGUAUAUACGACUUGAGAGGAAUCUCAGUGAGUAACAUAAACUCCGUAAAACCAAGAGAUAGGCCGCAAAACUUAUACAAAUUAGAAGAUAUCCAUAUCCCCGGUCAGGUGGGGCAUGUGGCGCAAGUGAGCCAGGUGAAGCCUCUUCCCGUACCCAAUUACUACCCCUAUCUCACUAAGUUCAUCCCCGCGCAGAGCCAGUACGAAAACAAUCCCCAGCAUUCAUAUAGCUAUGGACAUAGGAAUGCAUGGCCACCUCGCGACGAGCAUGAUCAUCACGAUUCCCAUUUAGAAGCGUCCAUGCGAGGAUACUAUACAUUCACGGGCGCCGACGGCAAGCAGCGCACUGUGCACUACACUGAUCGUAAUCGCGCACACUGAUCUGUAAAAAUGGAUAGGCGAAUGUUUGGAAAUAACAGCUCUUGCAUAGUUCCAAAUUAAACGCGCCUUUUGAUGUUAAUCUAAUACUAUUAAUUGUUCGAAAACUCUUUACAGCGACGAACCGCAACCAUAACAUAGAGAAAUUUUUAGAGAUCAGUCAACCUUGUCAAAUCUAGCAACGCCAUCUAGUGACAACAAUUGCAAUAACCAAAAAAGCAACCAAAAUAAUUAUUACCAAUUUCUUCUGAAAUAUAUUAAAAAUUCAAAGUAAUAAAAUGCAAUCAACAUUGUCGUUAAUCGUAUCAGAAUAGCUUAAUGAUUUAGUACGGUAGUAAAUGUUUUUUAAAAAUGUAAUGAGAGUACAUAAGAGACAAUUUGUAAAUAAAUUGAAAAUUUUGUUUUUAAUAAUUUUUGAUAUCAAUUCGGUCACCGUUUUCAUUUAAUAUAAUCUUGCCAUACUUGUUAAUUUAUUUAAAAACAUAUUGUAGGUGUUUUCUUUUGUUUGAAUAAAGCCUAUUAUUGAUUAUG
This is a messenger RNA of Papilio polytes (common Mormon), 1473 nucleotides long. RefSeq lists its product as uncharacterized. The coding region runs from base 118 to 945 and encodes 275 amino acids. The transcript is spliced from 3 exons. Lineage: Eukaryota; Metazoa; Arthropoda; Insecta; Lepidoptera; Papilionidae. The record is from RefSeq and is a predicted model, not a curated record.